GAAUUGACAAUCUUAUUUGAUCAUUUAGCAGAUGCAGAGUUCACAGCAAAUACAUCUCAUCACGCACAAAUUGGAGCAUGCUUGACAAGUUUACGAAUGAGCGGAUGGGAUAUGAGUAGUCAGGCAUUGACGAUCGCAAGUGGAUUGUUCUUACAGAAAGCUUUACCGGUUCAUGUCCCACAAACACUUUCCAAGGAAGAAAUUAAAAGUCAACAUGCCAGUGACGAAUGGUCAAAGGUUUUCCCGAUUGAAGGCGAUGAAGGAUAUCAGGGAAGCUUGGAUUUGGUAGGCACCGGCGGAGAUGGACAUGAUACAUACAAUGUUUCUACCACAGCUGCGAUCGUUGCUGCUGGUGUACCAGGUGUUCGGGUUUGCAAACAUGGAGCUCGUGCUUCUUCGUCUUCUUCAGGUUCAGCAGAUUUGCUAGCAGCUUUGGGUGUCCCUCUAGCCAAUCUGACGCCUUCGACAAUGCCAAGACUGCUACCCAACUCGUCGUUCACUUUCUUGUUUGCUCAACUGUUUCACCCUUCCAUGGCUCCUCUGGCUCCGAUUCGACGUUCUUUAGGUUUCCCAACGAUCUUCAACGUCUUGGGACCUCUAGUCAACCCUGCUCGGCCAAAGCGUAGUGUGAUGGGCGUUCACAGCUGGGGAUUAGGUCAAACGUUUGCUGAAGCAUUACGUGAGAGCAAAUGUGAACGUGGUUGGAUCGUUUGUGGAAGAGAAGGAUUGGAUGAAAUUUCACCGGAAGGAGAGACUGAUGUUUGGGAAUUGCGAAAUGGUGAAAUAAAGCACUCGGUCAUCUCUCCUGCUUCGUUUGGUUUGCCUGCUCAUCCUUUGGCCCACGUCAAAUCAGGAACUGCAGCUGAGAAUGCAUGCGUUGCACGAUACCUGUUCGAACCCAAGACACACAGUGGACCAAUUCCCAAGGGACCACUCCCUGACGCUUUGACGUUCACUUCAUCUCUCGAUGGUAAGGAGUAUUCUAUCCCUGCAGGAACACAUUUGGACGCCCUGUUGGAUUAUGUGCUUCUUCAGACGGCAGCUUUACUUUAUGUGGCCGGCAAAGGAGCAACACUUUCGCAAGCUGUCACUUUAGCCCAUUCUUCUCUUGCAUUCGGAGGUGCAAUCAAAGCCUUAGAUCAAUUAUCUACAGAAGCAAAACGUGCCGGUCAAGCUGUUGAGAGUGAACAA
Molecule: messenger RNA, 1191 nt
Organism: Meira miltonrushii
Lineage: Eukaryota; Fungi; Basidiomycota; Exobasidiomycetes; Exobasidiales; Brachybasidiaceae
Exons: 1
Biological process (GO): L-tryptophan biosynthetic process
Cellular component (GO): cytosol
Molecular function (GO): anthranilate phosphoribosyltransferase activity
Source: RefSeq, a predicted model, not a curated record